Venturia canescens is the source of this 1233-nucleotide messenger RNA. RefSeq names its product zinc finger MYM-type protein 5-like. The transcript has a single exon. NCBI's taxonomy places the organism in Eukaryota, Metazoa, Arthropoda, Insecta, Hymenoptera, Ichneumonidae. Bases 1 to 1233 code for a protein of 410 amino acids. The record is from RefSeq and is a predicted model, not a curated record.
AUGGAGAAGAAAAAUUUGAGUGGCGCGGCAAAGAGAAAAAGACAAAAAGAAUUAGUGGAAGCUUCAAAAGCAACUUUAUCGAAAAUGCCGAAAUUAACGACCUUUUUCGCCAACAAGAGUGCCGGUGCGUCUAAUACGAUAAGAGUAUCGCCUACAACAUCAGAAGCUGAUAAAACAAUUAUGAGUUCAAGUGCAACAUCGAGUGCCAGUACUGCCAGUGCUUUGAUAUUACAAGACAAUACAAAUGUAAGUACAGAAAGACUUGAUGUACAUGAAUAUAAAUCGGUCCUGAUCGGUUCUGUUGGUCCUGAUUCCAAACACGGUACGAUGAGUCUUGAAAGUUUAAUUCACGAGGAAUAUCCAAGUGAUAUAGCUUACUACCCAACAAUAAUUACAGCAGAUAUAAGGAGAUUCGUUCUCGACCACGGCUCUUGCAGACCGAGAGGCCCGUUUCCGAAAAAUGAAAAAAACCGUUGUUUUUCGAAUUCUUAUUAUACUACGGUGAACAAAUCCGGCCUUCAAAUGGAACGGUCGUGGCUCUGCUACUCUCCAAAGUUGGAUAUGGUCUACUGUGAAGCUUGUUGGUUGUUUUCGCAAGCACGUAAAAAAUCUGGAUGGAUACAUGGAAUAAAUGACUGGCAGAACCUAUCACAGAAAAUUAAAGACCACGAAGGAAAUUCAUCUCACACGGAAGCUUGUUACGCGAAAGAAAUUUGCUUGUCAAACCAAAAUCUGGAUCAAAAUUUACAAGACCAGAUCCGGAAAGAACAAAGCUUCUGGCGCAAAGUUUUGGAGCGAAUCAUAAAAAUAACUCUAAAAUUAGCUAAGAAUAUGGUGGCGUUUAGAGGACAUCGUGAAAACCUCAAGGCAACUUAUAUAGGUAAUUUCCUAUCUGACGUCAAAUUACUAGCAGAAUAUGAUGAUACCUUGCGUCAGGUACUUAGUUUGCCAGCUGGAUCAACAAAAUAUCUGAGUCCUCAAAUUCAGAACGAAGUAAUACAGUGUUUAGGUGAUCAUCUGAAACGAGAACUGCUCGCGGAAAUAAAGUCAGCUCCGUUUUUCUCCAUGAUUGCGGAUACGACUCAAGAUAUUUCGAAGAAAGAUCAGCUCAGCAUAGUUUUUCGUUUCGCGAGCAUAAGUAAGGACGAUACGAUCGAUAAGAAGCCGAGAAAAAUUGAGAUCAAAGAAACAUUUCUGGGAUUUAUUCAUUUAACAGGUCAAUCAGCUACUUAA